GUCCUUUCCUCACAUUCAUCCUCUCAUUCCCUCCCGGAGCGCAGAUCAGCGGUGGAGCAUCAGCCUCCUGUCCUGCCCUCCUCUCCAUCUCUGUCUGUCCCUCGCGCGCGCGCCGCCCGCCUCCCUCCGCUCGCACUCCGCCGCAGCAGCCUCAGCACCUUCAGUCGAGCAGGAGCACCGCACUGAGUCACAUCUCUCGGCACACACGCUCCCAACACGCGCACGCACGGGCACGCACUCAGACGCAGCCUCCUGCAGUAUCCCACACGGCGCAGCGGCUUUUCCAGCGGCAUACCAAGUGCGUCCUCGCCGGGAGAUGGGAGGAGCAGUUCCCGGGUGUCAGAGCACUCAGAGCGGCUGAACGGUCUCGUUGGUUGGGGGAUGCUCCUGGAAGUCUGCUGCUGCACGUUAUUUUCCCCCCUGUGCAGGAAUCGCCUUUUGACUGCACGUCGACAGAGGAUUUAAGUGGACAAGUCUGGAUUUAACAUUUUUCUGAAGAUUGUGGUUCUGGAGUUGGGAUUGCAGUGGACGUAGUAGUACCUCUUUCCGCAGUGUGGAUGCGGCUGUGCCUGCUGUCUGCAGUUAUUACAGGUACAUGAUGCUCUUCAUUGCAAGAGAAGCUUGAUCCUGACUGUCACCGGUACUGGACUGUGCCUCUGCCCUUCUUCUCACUAAUCCAACCAUCAGCACAGUCAUGUCAUCCCUCACAAGGAUAAGGACCUCUUUUUCUGUAUGCUGCUUCCUGUUUAGUUUGGUGCUUCCUGUGACAUCACAAACAGUAGUGCAGGCUCCGCAGGCACAGAGUGCCAGCUCACAAGUGAUCACUGCAGUCCUCCAGGAGGAGGAGGAGGAGUAUGCAUCAUUUCAUGCUGAGAACCCCGAGUGGACAUUUAACCAUCUUGCUGUGGACUAUCGCAAUGGCAAUGUUUAUUUAGGGGCUGUCAACCGCAUCUACAAACUGUCUCCUGGCUUGGAUGUCCAGGUGUUCCAUGUGACUGGUCCCGAGGAAGACAACCGCAAGUGCUAUCCACCACGCAUUGUCCAGCCCUGCAAUGAGCCGCUUACACUCACAAACAAUGUAAACAAGAUGCUUUUGAUGGACUAUAAAGAAAACAGGUUACUGGCCUGUGGCAGCCUCUAUCAGGGUAUCUGCAAACUGCUUCGCUUAGAUGACCUCUUCAAACUAGGAGAGCCCUUCCACAAGAAAGAGCACUACCUCUCUGGUGUAAAUGAGAGCGGCUCUGUGUUUGGAGUCAUUGUUUCUUAUGGUAAUGCAUCUCCAGACAUGCUGUUUGUAGCCACAGCAGUUGAUGGGAAACCAGAGUAUUUCCCCACAAUUUCAAGUCGAAAGUUAGCCAGAAACUCAGAGGAGGAUGGCAUGUUUGCGUACGUCUUCCACGAUGAGUUUGUGGCCUCUAUGAUUAAGAUCCCCUCGGACACUUUCACCGUCAUCCCAGAUUUUGACAUAUACUACAUUUAUGGCUUUGCAAGUGGCAACUUUGUAUACUUUCUAACUCUGCAGCCUGAAAUGGGAGGUGGGCCUACCACUGGGUCCUCCUCUGCUGGUAGGGAACAGGUUUACACAUCAAAAAUAGUCCGUCUCUGCAAGGCAGACACUGCAUUCAACUCAUAUGUUGAGGUGCCUAUCGGAUGCAUCAGUGGCAAUGUGGAGUACCGCUUACUGGAGGCAGCCUAUCUAUCAAAGGCUGGUGCUAUCCUGGCACGGUCAUUAGAUGUGACGCCGGAUGAUGAUGUGCUGUUCGCCGUUUUCUCAAAAGGCCAGAAGAGGCGUCCAAGGCAGGCCUCCCAGGACUCUGCGCUUUGUGUUUUCUCUCUCCGAAAGAUCAAUGAGAAAAUCAAGGAAAGGCUUCAGUCUUGCUAUAAGGGUGAGGGCACACUGGACUUGGCCUGGCUGAAAGUCAAAGACAUUCCCUGCAGCAGUGCGCUUUUGACCAUUGAUGAUGACUUUUGUGGCCUUGACAUGAAUGCACCACUGGGCGUGUCUGAGAUGGUUCGAGGCAAGCCUGUCUUUUCUGAUGCUACUGACAAAAUGACGUCUGUCAUCGCCUACGUCUACAAGAACCACUCACUGGUCUUCGUGGGUACAAAGAGUGGAAAAAUCAAGAAGAUUCGGGUCGAUGGCUCCUCACGUGCUCAUCGAUAUGAGACUGUGCAAGCUGUGGAGAGUGGACCCAUCCAGAGAGACAUGGCCUUCUCAUCGGACCAUCACUACCUCUACGUCAUGUCCCACACCCAGCUGUCAAGAGUACCUGUGGAGGCCUGUGGACAAUACUCAACCUGCAGUGAAUGUCUUGGAUCAGGAGAUCCUCACUGUGGCUGGUGUGUCCUACAUAACAUGUGUGCCAGAAAGGAGAAAUGUGAGCGAUCAUCAGAACCACGGCGCUUUGCUUCAGAUAUCAAGCAAUGUGUGCGUCUCAGUGUCCACCCGAACAAUAUAUCUGUGUCCCAAUUUAGUGUCACGCUGGUACUGGAAGCCCAUAAUGUCCCCGAGCUCUCAGCUGGUGUCAACUGUACCUUUCAAAACCUUGCUGAGAUGAACGGAUUGGUGGAAGGAAACCGGAUCAAGUGUUACAGCCCAGCUGAAAGAGAAAUGCCUCGGAUUAUCGUUGACAAAGGUGACCACCAGAUUGUGCAGCUCUUUCUCAAGUCUAAAGAGACCGGAUUGGCAUUUGCAAAUACCAGUUUUGUUUUCUACAACUGCAGUGUGCACAAAUCGUGUGUGUCAUGUGUGAGCAGUCCCUACCAGUGCCACUGGUGUAAGUACAGGCACGUCUGCACCCACGAUCCUAGCACAUGUUCCUUCCAGGAAGGGCGGGUCAAGAACCCUGAGGGAUGUCCUCAGCUUCUGCCUGCAGAUCGAAUUCUGGUGCCAGUCAAUGUAGUGAAGCCAAUCACCCUCCGAGCGAAGAAUCUCCCCCAGCCCCAGUCUGGACAGAAGGGUUAUGAGUGUGUGUUAACCAUCCAAGGAAAUGAACAUCGGGUUCCUGCUCUCCGCUAUAACAGCUCCUCAGUACAGUGUCAAAACACAUCGUAUUUCUACGAUGGGAUGGAGAUGAGCAGUCUUCCCGUAGAGCUGACCGUCAUCUGGAAUGGAGAUUUCUGCAUUGACAACCCUGCCCACAAUAAAGUCCACCUUUACAAGUGUGACGCCCAGCGUGGAAGUUGUGGUUUGUGUCUAAAGGCAGACCCGCUGUUUGGGUGCGUUUGGUGUAAAGGAGAGAACCGCUGCACCCUGAAGCAAGACUGCCCCCACCCCGAGAACCAGUGGUUGGAGCCCAACGGCAUCAACAGCAAGUGCACCCACCCACGGAUCACACAGAUCACCCCCCUCCGGGGUCCCAGAGACGGCGGCACGCUUGUGACUAUCCGUGGUGAAAACCUGGGACUGGACUUCAGAGAGAUUCAGGGGAACGUCAAAGUGGCUGAGGUGAACUGCACACCUAUUCGUGAGGGCUACAUCCCUGCAGAGCAGAUUGUGUGCGAGAUGGGUAAAGCUGAAAUGAGCCAGUAUACUGGAAACGUAAAGGUCUGUGUUGGGGUUGGACCCUGUCGACCUGAGUUUACGGCAAAAUCCCUCAAGUACUACUACUUUGUGAUUCCACGGAUUACAACCCUAAAGCCGAACCGAGGCCCGAUCUCUGGAGGAACGAUUGUAAACAUCACUGGCAGCCACUUCGAUGCUGGGAGCAGUGUAUCAGUCGUGUUCAAGGACCAGCCUUGCACUUAUCUGAAGAGAGGAGGCCAGUGGCUCACAUGCCGAACCCAUGCCUCCCUGCACGGCUAUGGAAACGUGUCGGUGUCUGUGAGCAUAGAUAAGGCCAAACUCCAGAAAGACCUGCAGUUUGAAUACGUGGAGGAUCCCUCCAUCACCAAGAUUGAGCCAGAGUGGAGCAUAUUCAGCGGACAUACUCCUGUGACGGUGACAGGAACCAAUUUGGACAUAAUCCAGACUCCCCUCAUCAGAGCCAAAUACAACGGACAUGAGACUCUGAAUUUGUGUGAAGUGCUGAACCCUACCACCAUGCUGUGCCAGGCCCCAGAGCUGCCCAUCAGCUUUGCUAGGCACCAGGAAGUACCUGAAAAACCUGAUGAGUUUGGCUUUAAACUGGAUGAUGUACAGUCUCUGAUGGCUCUGAACAAUACCAACUUCAUCUAUUACCCAAACCCAGAAUUUGAACCUCUCAGUGCCUCUGGGGUUCUGGAGCUAAAACCUGGAUCCCCUAUUAUACUAAAAGGGCGUAACUUCCUUCCACCUACCAAUAGUGGGAAUGGCAAGCUGAACUACACAGUUCUGAUUGGAGAGAAACCCUGCAUGCUGACAGUGUCAGAAACCCAGCUUCUUUGUGAAUCCCCUAACCUGACUGGCCGGCACAAAGUCCUAGCACGAGUCGGUGGUAUCGAGUUUUCCCCAGGUGUGGUACACAUCACGUCCGACAGUCCACUCAGCAGCACAGCAAUCAUUGGCAUCACUGCAGCUGGUGUUCUGCUCAUCUUUUUCAUUGUGGUGAUGCUCAUCGCCUAUAAACGCAAGUCCCGUGAGAGCGACCUGACACUGAAGAGACUGCAGAUGCAGAUGGAUAACCUUGAGUCACGUGUGGCCCUGGAGUGCAAGGAAGCUUUUGCAGAGCUGCAGACAGAUAUCCAUGAGCUGACCAGUGAUCUGGAUGGAGCAGGUAUACCUUUCUUGGACUAUAGGACCUACACCAUGAGGGUUCUUUUCCCAGGCAUUGAGGAACAUCCAGUACUGAGAGAUCUGGAGGUGCCAGGCUACCGUCAGGAACAAGUGGAGAAGGGGCUGAAGCUCUUUGGCCAGCUCAUUAACAACAAAAUCUUCCUGCUGUGUUUUAUCCGUACCCUGGAAGCCCAGCGUGGCUUCUCAAUGAGGGACCGUGGCAAUGUAGCCUCACUGAUCAUGACAGUGCUGCAGAGCAAGUUGGAAUAUGCCACUGAUGUCCUGAAGCACCUGCUGUCUGACCUCAUAGACCGCAACCUUGAGAGCAAAAAUCAUCCCAAACUGCUGCUUCGCAGGACUGAAUCUGUUGCAGAGAAAAUGCUGACCAACUGGUUUACCUUCCUCCUAUACAAGUUUCUAAAGGAGUGUGCAGGAGAGCCGCUUUUCUCUCUCUUCUGUGCCAUCAAGCAGCAGAUGGAGAAAGGCCCCAUUGACUCCAUCACAGGAGAGGCUCGCUACUCGCUCAGUGAGGACAAACUCAUCAGACAACAGAUUGACUACAAGACACUGGUGGUGAACUGUAUACACCCUGAGAACGAAAAAAGCCCAGAGAUCCAGGUUAAGGUGCUGAACUGUGACACCAUCAGCCAGGUGAAGGAAAAGAUACUGGAUGCCAUUUACAAGAAUGUUCCUUAUUCACACCGCCUGAAAUCAUCGGACAUGGACUUAGAGUGGCGUCAAAGUCGAGGACAGCGGAUGAUCCUGCAGGACGAAGACAUCACCACUAAGAUUGAAGCUGACUGGAAGAGGCUGAACAUUCUUUGCCAUUAUCAGGUACCUGAUAAUGCAGUGAUGGCUCUAGUACCCAAGCAAGUUACAGCAUACAACUCAGUAAACAACUCCACUGUGUCACGGACCUCUGCAAGUAAAUACGAAAACAUGAUAAAGUACACUGGAAGCCCCGACAGUCUGCGCUCCCGCACACCGAUGAUCACUCCUGACCUGGAGAGCGGGGUGAAGGUCUGGCACUUGGUCAAGAACCAUGAGCAUGGAGACCAGAAGGAAGGAGACCGUGGCAGCAAGAUGGUCUCUGAGAUCUACCUGACACGGCUUCUGGCUACAAAGGGGACGCUGCAAAAGUUUGUGGAUGACCUGUUUGAGACCAUCUUCAGCACUGCCCAUCGAGGCAGUGCUCUUCCCCUGGCUAUUAAAUACAUGUUUGACUUCCUGGAUGAGCAGGCUGACAAACACAGCAUCCACGACCCACAUGUGCGACACACAUGGAAGAGCAACUGCCUACCUCUACGUUUUUGGGUGAAUGUGAUCAAGAACCCCCAAUUUGUGUUUGAUAUCCACAAAAGCAGCAUCACAGAUGCCUGUCUGUCUGUGGUGGCCCAGACCUUCAUGGACUCCUGCUCCACCUCAGAACACCGCCUUGGGAAAGAUUCACCCUCCAACAAGCUGCUUUAUGCCAAGGACAUCCCCAGUUACAAAAGCUGGGUGGAAAGGUACUACUCAGACAUUAAUAGGAUGCCAGCUAUCAGUGACCAGGAUAUGAACGCCUACUUAGCUGAACAGUCAAGGAUGCACAUGAAUGAGUUCAACUCCAUGAGCUCUCUAAGUGAGAUUUACUCCUACGUGGGGAAAUACACUGAAGAGAUUGUGUGUGCACUGGAGCAGGACGAUGCAGCCAGAAAACAGAGGUUGGCCUUUAAGCUGGAGCAGGUGGUGGCCUUCAUGAGCCUGGAGAGCUGAGGAUCGCAUUUCCCAGGAUGCACUGGGAAGAGACCCCAUCAGAAACCGAGCCGUGCCUGAGCAAAGACCUGUCCCCAUCUUUUUCAUCAUGUGACUUCCUCCUUCAGCUUUUUAGAGACUUCUUCCUUUACCCCUUUUUCUGCUUCCUCUUUGAAGAGACCUUUUUCCCCUCAUUCACUCUGCUGCAAAGACUAGUUUACCUGAAUAUGUGAGGGGUGGUCUGCAGCUAAGGUUGGUGUCUCCCACCGUGCAAAGUGGGGCAUCACUCAGCUUCACCACAGGGAGUGAUUGCUUGAGAGCUGGCCAUAUUGGCAUUCUUCAUUCCCCAGCUGGAAGAGGGAAGAAACAUUUUUAUGUUGCCUUCAAGAACAUACAGUAAUUUUUUGAAAACCACAACGUUGGGUGUCCAUUUGUUGAACUUUAGAGUAGUCGAGAUGAAAAUAGUUUCCAAGCGUUUGGUUUUUAGUAGUGCUAUUUCCAACACAAGGAAUCAAGUGGAAACAUGAAAAGUGGUGACUGCAAACCAAAUGAACACCUUUGGGGAAAAUUAAUGCAAGAAUGGUUUGCCAAGUUUACACUGUACCUUCAAGCAAAGCAUACAUAUCAGUGAAAUCUGGGGAGAAUCCAGGCAAAUCCAGAAUGUUCUUGUGUUCUUUAAAUGUAGCUGGAGUUGUAUUUUAGAAAGAGACUGAUUGGGGUAGUUAAUGAUUAUUGCUCUUCUCAAUGUUUCCUUUGAUGACAAACAAAAACUUUAGAAUGCAGUGCAUCCCCAACUUGUAGCCUGUUGCAACUUUCACACAUUUUUACCUACUUAGUGGAUGAUCAAGAUCAUUUUUAACGAGUUGCGCUUCCAUGGCUACAGCAAACUUAAGCAAUUAGAAAACCCAGGAGCCCCACCAAAGUUGGAUCUUCUUUAAAAAAAAAAAGCACACAACCAAUGCAGGAAGGCAGCAUUUUGGCUGCUAAUUCAAAACUGGAGCAGCCCCUGCCAACUUUGUCGUCUCUGCAGCGGUAUAUCAAAGCACACACAUGCACAGAUAAGGAAUCAACAGCUCUCCAGAUAUCUACACCAACCGUAGAAGACUGUUUUGACUGCCAGAUCAAAACCAGGAGCAGUCUCUUCCAAACGUUUUGUUGCCUCUGUGAAGGUCUAUCAAAGCACACAUGCACAAAUUUACAAAAACAAAUCUGCAGCUGUCCAAGAUCUUGACUGCCCACAUUUCUACACCAACCAGAGGUGGUUAGAAGGGGAAGAGCUGACUGAAAUGCACUGGUAGGAAACAAAAUACAGAGAAGAUCCCAUACAAAGUCAGACAUGGCUGACUUCUACCUAAAGAGGCCCAGUUGUGUGAGAAACACCUCUUUUCCAGGAUGUUCUUAUUUUGAGAUGUGUAUGUGUGUGUGUGUUUGGAGAAAUCUAAUAAGAUGGACUCAGCUGGUCAGCCAAAAACCAAAGGAUCUUAAAAUUGUCAAACAGUAAAAAUGUAUUUAUAAAAGUGCCACUGAGGAAUUAACAAAAAAGGACUAUGUUUAAGACCACCACUUCUCGGACAAAAAAAAAAACAUCUUGUGACUGAUUCUUUACGAAGCCUGUGUGAUUUUUUUCUGACCUCAGUGUGUCGAAGUGGGAGGCUCUGUGGGCGAUUUGGUGUGAUCCUCCAUGCUAUUUCCAUCGUCCUGGGUCUCUCCGGCUCUCGGCACACCAUCCACCCUUUUGUCUGGCUCUUGACUUACCAAUUUAUCUGCUUUGCACAAGCCUUGGAGAUGGUAGCUAGUUGCAUACAACAAACCCCAACUCCUGAGUGUGUAAUUGUUGAGGCACUCUUGUCUGUAUUAGUGUAGAUGUCCUCAGUGGAAGCUGUGGGCGCCCUUUUGCAAGCCUCAAAGAAAAGAGAAAAAAAAACGAUUAAGCAUAGCAACUAGUAAGCAUAAUGGACAUUAAGAGUAAUGGAGACUUAUUGGAUGUGAACCCCCACCACGGGAAAGAGCGACUGAAAGAUGGAGGCGCCCUCCGUACCUUUUGACCUCUGCCCUUUCUUUUGCCUUGACAACGUGCCCCACGUGGUGAUGUGAAUGUGUGAAGACCGCCCUAGGUCCACCUUGGGUCCUUUAUUGGCUUUUUAAGCGCAUGUAAAACGUAAACAAUUUAAGAAACUUAUUUAAAAAAAAAAAAAAAAAAUGAAAACAAGAAAAUAAGCCUUGCAAUGAUGAUGUGGAUGUGUUCUUUUGUCUUUCUUUUGCUUGGAAGAAUUGAGAUGGAGUAAGUGGAUUGUUCAUGCAAGAAAAGUUUUAACUUUCGUUUAAGGUGGAACCUUUAUCCAGUUCGGCUCCUGCAGGAUCUCAUUCCCACAGUUUUUUUGUGAAGUGGUAGAUGCUAAACAUACCAGAUAUUAUAUACCUUUGCAUGUUAACCUAUCUGGAUAGUAUGAAAUGGAACUGCCUUGCUCAAAGAUAUUUAUAUAGUUAUACAUCUACUAAGAGUCAAGUAAAGUCAUUUACAGCAUCUUCCACAACAAAUCAUCAGUGACAGCAGUGGUGUACCUUUGGGCAGAAAACGUAAUUCUAGCUUUUUCUUUGCUGAUAAUACAGAUUAUUUUGACCUAUUUCAUGAUUGUAAUGCUUCUGGUUUAAAAUGCCUCAAUAUAAUUUAGCAUUAAGUCCUGCUUUAAAUUCCAAGAUCCAUUUAUGAAAGGAAAUAUUCUAAUUUUAUCUUACAGAAUUAUCAGUUCCCCAUCACAGAAAGUGCUCCUUUGUUUACUGCCAUAACCAAGCUACUUACUCAUUUAAAUCAAAAUAGCUGCUGAGACUUAACAUUUAUAUUUUUUGACAUAUGAAAUCCAAGACAUUUUUCAUAAGCUUCAUUCUUCAGCAUUACAGAAGUCAUGUCUGCUGUUGCCUUUGAGAGGCUUUUUUAGAUGUAGUUUUUAGGGAAAACUUUGGCAAACAUCAGCCUUUGCAAAAAAAAAUUAUGUAAAUCUAUUUUCCAGUAAAGUUAAUACUCAAAUGCUGAAAUCUUUACUACAUAGCCAAUGUGUAAGUAACACAAGUAGAUCCUUAGGAGUAAAAUAAAAAACACAUUUAAAAUCCUCAGCUGACAUUGUGAAUCUGCCUCUCAGUGCAACAUCCUGUUUUCCAUUUCUUUUUGGCCUGUUUUUACGACAAAGAGUGUCUGCUUGAAGCCAAAAUGUGUUGCCAAGAGCAAAGAUAAAGUUUCCACCUUCAAACGUUUUGUAGAAACCUAAAAUGUUCUCCUUGCUCAGUGUUAUAGCAGGUGUUACACAAACAUGCUAGAAAAGACUUUUACUAAAACCUAUUUGAAAGAGAAAGAGUAUCAUAUUGAGAGUAAAAACGAAACCCGGGGGAUUUAAGGCAAGCUUCUCUAACUUUGUUAUAAUUGUAUACCUGUGUAUGUAAAUAUAAUGCAUUCCUAUUUUGCAGUCAAGAACAAAAUACUAUUUGUAAUAUAGAAUAAACUUUAUUAUGAAACC
Messenger RNA from Oryzias latipes (Japanese medaka), 9936 nucleotides. RefSeq names its product plexin A4 (gene plxna4). Gene Ontology annotation, cellular component: plasma membrane; semaphorin receptor complex. Gene Ontology annotation, biological process: semaphorin-plexin signaling pathway; regulation of cell migration. Gene Ontology annotation, molecular function: protein binding; semaphorin receptor activity. NCBI's taxonomy places the organism in Eukaryota, Metazoa, Chordata, Actinopteri, Beloniformes, Adrianichthyidae. The record is from RefSeq and is a predicted model, not a curated record.